This is a messenger RNA of Melanotaenia boesemani (Boeseman's rainbowfish), 2254 nucleotides long. RefSeq names its product transmembrane protein 106Ba (gene tmem106ba). Lineage: Eukaryota; Metazoa; Chordata; Actinopteri; Atheriniformes; Melanotaeniidae. The record is from RefSeq and is a predicted model, not a curated record. The transcript has 8 exons. The coding region runs from base 151 to 939 and encodes 262 amino acids.
CAACACUGACCAAUCAGGAACAGAGGAGGUGUUCCCAGCUUUAUUCUGCACCGGAACGUGCGUGCGAAUAACAAUAAACAGCGAUCAUACAGCGGAUGGCAGACACGUCAGGAUAAAAAACAAACAAAAACAACAUCGAUAGCUGCAGUCAUGGGCAAGGCCCAGUCACAUUUGAUCAAACACAAGGAUGAGAGUCAAGACGCCCUGACGUCUGCUGGCGAGUACAAAGACGGUCAAUCGGAGGAGGAUGGAAAGAAUGGAGACGUAUCUCAGUUCCCAUACGUGGAAUUUACUGGACGGGACAGUGUUACGUGCCCGACCUGCCAGGGCACUGGCAGAAUCCCACGAGGUCAAGAAAACCAGCUUGUGGCUCUGAUUCCAUACAGCGACCAAAGGCUCCGGCCAAGCAGGACAAAGCUCUAUGUUACCAUAUCCGUGGCUGUUUGCCUGCUGCUGUCUGGCCUGGCAGUUUUCUUCCUAUUCCCUCGCUCCAUUGAUGUUUCCUAUGUGGGAGUAAAGUCUGCCUAUGUCUCCUAUGAUCAGGAUAAGCGAAUCGUCUAUCUCAACAUUACGAACACGCUGAACAUCACCAAUAAUAACUACUACGCCAUAUCCGUGACCAACAUCACGGCACAAGUUCAGUUCUCCAAGACGGUGAUAGGCAAGGCCAAGCUGAACAACAGCACGGUGAUCAUACCGCUGGAUGAAAAGCAGCUGGACUACACAGUUCCCACCGUCAUCGCUGAUGAGAUGAGUUACAUGUUUGACUACUGCACCUUAGCAACAAUUAAAGUUCACAACAUAGUGGUCAUGAUGCAGGUGACUGUGACAACAACAUACUUUGGUCACGUGGAGCAGGUCUCUCAAGAGAUGUAUCAGUAUGUGGACUGCGGGGGCAACACCACCUCGCUGCAUGGGCAUGUGCAGAUCUACAAAUAAGGGAAGCCGAGACUCCUCUGGGAUGUAGGUUUUUUUGCAGACAGACAAGGAUAACCUGCACGUGAAAGCACGGGAUAUCUUUACGUGGUGACAGUUGAAUCGUGUUUCUCUUAAAUUAGUGGUUCAUCUGGUCUGACUUCCCCAACCACUUCAUUAUUUUACAUUAUAAAUAUGUUUAGAAGAGACGUUUUGUCACUGAUGGCUGUCAGAUCAGUCAAGGUUUGAAGUCUUUUUCCCACCGUGCUGCAAACAGAAUAAAUCUAUUCUUCUAGUUAACGGAGGGCACUCCUACCUAAGUAAAAUACUGGAAGAAGUAGUUUUGAUGCACUUUACCCUGAUCCUUACCAACAGAAAUAAUAAGAGUGUGUUUUAGAAGAGUGGGAAUGCUGCAUCUGCUAACCCAUCCUAUCCUAAACCACCUCCUACCUGAACUGUUCGUAAGGUUUGACACAGAUGUGGACUUUUGGGCACAGUGAAAAUAAAAGCACUGAGCAGUUCCCAUCAACCUUUUUCAUCUUUCUUUUUAUUUUCUUUAAUAAAUCUACGGUUGUUGAUGUUGUUUGCUGCAAUAUACAGAACUGCUCUCGCAUCUUAUUGGUUAGUUUUUUCCCCCUUAUUUUAUUGAGGCAAAUGUGACUACUGUGAAAACUUUUAAAUAGAUAUUUUAUUAAAUAAUUAAAGCAAUUGUUGCCAUUUAAGUCACUUUGUAAAAGGGAUAAGUGUUCAUUUCAAAGGAAGAACAAUGGGCUAAAAAUACAGAAAUGUGUAAAUGUAAAGUGUGCUUUUUUUUUUUUGCUUUUCAAAAAGUUAUAUGGAUAAUUUUUGGUCUUUGGAGCAACUUUCAUUCCUUUAAUGAGGUUUUCCUAUUUGUGUGGGUUUGGUAUCACUUGCAAUAAUGUUUGCUGUUUUAAAUCCACUCUGCACUGUGUAACUUUAACCAUGAGCUGAUUCCUUUUUCUGACUAUGGAAGCUAUUAUUAUUAUUAUUAUUAUUAUUUCUUUAGACACUUAAAUCACUCUAAUAUUAAUUUGGAUGUGUUCAAAUGUUCUACAGUUGUCUUAGUUCUUCAAUAGCACAUGCAGUGUUGUCAUGUGGUAGAUGUUCAUAACACAAAAAUUCCUCAUUAAUAGUUUUACAGACUUUAUUUAAGUUCUUUUGUGAUCAUAUAUGUACGCUGCAAAACUUCCUACCAUUUCUACUCUGUAAAUCCAGCUCCUCUUAACAUGAUGGUGUAGAUGUGAAUCAUUUCUAACAUCUACAGUGGUUUUGUGGUUUUCAUGCAUGAAGCUGAAAAUAAAAUCCUCAUUUCAUUCUA